AACGAUAUCACGUGACCCACGCUAACCGCCAUCUUUGCUUAUCGUAUAAACAGUGCGACCGGGCUCAGCGCGAAUUCUUGUUGAGAAAUCAUAGUUUUCUAGUGUUCUUAAGUGAUCCAAGUACGAAGAAAUGUCUGAUAUCAAGGCAGAGAGCAAGAAUGAUAAUAGCAUCGAAGAUGUACCAAAGGAUCAGUCGACAGAGGAGAAAUCAACACCAACUAAAAACAGACGCGGUGGAACGAAAAGACUAUCAACGUUUGAGAGAGCAGCACAAGAAAGUAAAGAAAUUACAAAGAAUUUAAGUCCAAGCGGGGAAAUGGAAGGAAGGAGACGUACUCGUAGUUCAGCUCGUGGUUUGACAGCAUCAUUGCCAAUACCUUCACCACCAAAGAAAGAAAAAAGAGAGCCAGCAACACCAAGAGGUACUGGACGUGGUCGUGGACGUCCCAAAAGACAAGAGAAAAAUAAUGAAAACAAUACGGAUGAGGAGGCUUCAAAUAAUAAAAAUGAAAAGCAUUCUGAGGAGGAAUCUUCAAAAAUGGAAGUUGAAGAAAGUAAAGAAAGUAAAGACACAGAGGUAUUAGAGAACGAAGAUAAAGCUGUAGAAGAGGUUGAAAGUAAAGAUGCGACUGAUAAAUUGCCUGAAACAAAUUCCAAGGAAAAUAAAGGAACGGAAGAAUCAGAAAAUUCUGCAGAAGAAUCUUCUAAAAGCACUGGUGUAAGUGAAGAAAAGAAAGACGAGGAUAUCAAGGAUAGUUCAGAUUCGAGUCAAGAUGCGACAGAUUCAACGGCAGAAGUACCACCGUCUUCAUCGGAAUCCCAAAAUCCUUCUAAUGUCACUCCUUCUGAUGAAAAUAAGGAAUAACCUUCUUCCGCCUAUUUUAUCACAUUCUUAUCAGGUACGAAGGCGGCGCACACAUUGGGGUAUACAAAUCCACGCCCCAGGUCUAUUCUAACUAAUUGACACCUUGUUGCCAAUCGUUAUUCUAAUCAGCGCAUUUUGUUAUUUGUUAAUUAUGAUGAUUUGACAUUCAAACAUUUUUGUUUGAAUUAUUCGUAACAAGAAUAAAAAAAAAAAAAAAA
This is a messenger RNA of Polistes dominula (European paper wasp), 1083 nucleotides long. RefSeq lists its product as uncharacterized. NCBI's taxonomy places the organism in Eukaryota, Metazoa, Arthropoda, Insecta, Hymenoptera, Vespidae. The record is from RefSeq and is a predicted model, not a curated record.